This is a messenger RNA of Oncorhynchus nerka (sockeye salmon), 4032 nucleotides long. RefSeq names its product guanine nucleotide-binding protein G(I)/G(S)/G(O) subunit gamma-3-like. Gene Ontology annotation, cellular component: heterotrimeric G-protein complex. Gene Ontology annotation, molecular function: G-protein beta-subunit binding. Lineage: Eukaryota; Metazoa; Chordata; Actinopteri; Salmoniformes; Salmonidae. Bases 217 to 444 code for a protein of 75 amino acids. The record is from RefSeq and is a predicted model, not a curated record. Gene Ontology annotation, biological process: G protein-coupled receptor signaling pathway. The transcript is spliced from 3 exons.
CUCACUGCAGAGGGGGUUCUUAUGCAUGUACUAGGAGUCUGAUGUUCAUUAUAACAGAAUUUCAGGGCACAGGACUGUUUACCAGAACGGUGUAGCAUACAUGAGGGGUGGGGUUCAGUUACACUAAAAUCCCUAAUACGGGCAGAUAGAGGGAGAGAGAGAGGGAGGGAGAGAGAGAAGUGGAGGGAGAGCACCAGAAGAGGAAUACAACAAGGGAUGAAAGGAGACACCCCAGUGAACAGCACCAUGAGUGUCGGCCAAGCCAGGAAGCUGGUGGAGCAAUUGAAGAUUGAAGCCAGUUUUUGCAGGAUCAAGGUAUCAAAGGCGGCUGCAGACCUGAUGGCAUACUGUGAUAACCACGCGAUUGAGGACCCCCUCAUCACCCCUGUGCCCACCUCAGAGAACCCAUUCAGGGAGAAGAAGCUCUUCUGUGCACUCCUUUGAGACAAGCCACAGGAUGUUGUGAAAUACAAUGUCCAGACAGAAAUGCAAACGAUACGUAACCAUUAACAUAUAAGGAGUCAUGAUAGCCUUUCAAAACAAAUACACAUCUAAAACACACCAAGAAAGCUAACAAUCUUGAACCUGAAGAAAAACAUACAAGUGGAUAUACUGUAAAUACAUUAUGCAACAUGAAAUAGCUCAUUUCUCAAAUCAACUCAAUAGGCAAGAUGGAUGAUGGAGGGGUGACAACACGCAUUGAAAUUAUUUGUAACUUUUAAUACACACUUCAUGGUAAAUAUCCAUUGCCUGCCCUAAUCAGCCUUUGUUAAAUAGUUUGUGUGCGACAGACAGUCCUGGAUGUCACUUUUUUAAUCUUUGUUGCAGAAAUGUAGGUGCCACUGGAUCAGUAAUUGAAUCUUCAUUUAACUAGGCAAGUCAGUUAAGAACAAAUUCUUAUUUACAAUGACGGCCUAGGAACAGUGGGUUAACUGCCUUGUUCAGGGGCAGAACGACGGAUUUUUACCUUGGGGAUUUGAUCUAGCAACCGAAAGGCUAGGCUACCUGCCGCCCAGUAAGAGGGUAUUAAGAGGACAAGGCAAUACACACUGACCCAAAUAAUUCCACUGGUGUGUACAAGUGGUAAGCUGCCUUAACACAGGAUCAGUGAUCUAAAAAGAGAGGUUCCCAAUAAAUGAUCAAUGAUGUUAAUUUAUUUAAACUAGGCAAGUCAGUUAAGAACAAAUUCUUAUUUACAAUGGCGGCCUACAACAGCCAAACCCGGACGACGCUGGGCGAAUUGUGUGCUGCCCUAUGGGACUCCCAAUCACAGCCAGUUGUGAUACAGCCUGGAUAAAUGAUAAAAGCGGUUUAAUUUGUCAAGUGGGAGCCUAAUAAUAAAUAAGUUAUGCCUUUAUGACAAUAGCAUUAAGUAAGAGGUACAUUUCAAGACCAGUCUUUAAGGAUGCUUAGGAAUAUUAUCACUCUUAAGAUCUUACAAUGUUACAAUGUAGACCUUCACUGUUUAUAUUUCUUAAAAAUAAAGAGCUCUGAAUAAAAGGAGACGUCGGUAAUCAAAGAUUAAAAUAAACACAGUCACCAAAAACAAGUUUGCAUUUAAUUUGUGAUUUUAUUUCCCCCCCCCAAAAAUGGCAAAAACAAAACAAACCCAGAAUUGUCCAGAUCUUGCAGUUGGUUUUGUUCAUUUCAAAAGAAAAAUAUAAAAACUAAUAUGCUUUCACAGUCAAAACACAAAAACAUGAACCAGUAUUUCAGAAAAACCAUCAUUCAGCAAUUAAAACGUUAGCAAGCAACACGCGCAUGCCUAGAAAUUACUUCCUGGAACAACAGUGCCAUUUUUUGUGGGUUUACUUUAGGUUUUCAUUUUGUGUGUGAAAAUUGGGUGAUUUGUGGUAGGUAACUUAAGUAGAUCGUGGAUUUUUAAAAAAUGUGCAUUACAACAUUGAGGCAUCUCUUCAACUUUGACAAAAACAAACACAAGAUAACAUGGAGCAAUUACACCUUAGUGUUUCCUGUGAACUCUUUUGUAAAAAUGAACAGUAACAUCUUGACAUUUUAACUACAGAUGUUAAAGCUAUCUGGUAUCUAAAAUGGUUUAAAAUCCUAUUAUAAGUUAAUUUAAAUAAAUGCAUGGGCAAACAGUCAGUUUGAGAUGAGUACAAACAUUAGUUAUAACUUUUGUGAAGGGACCGUGUUGGUAAAAGUUUUCCUUUGACAGAGAACAAAUUGAAAUAACACAUUGCAGGAAAACCAAAAUGAGCUCAUUCCUAACGUUUCUGUGCAGCCAAAGAUUUGAAACAUAGAAAAGGUCAGCAUUACAGAGCUACACAGUUGGGUGUAACAACCCCAUGGGUGACUGCGGCAAAGUAUGUCUUACUGAUUUGAAAAGCAUUCUUAAGUCUAUAAGACUAUAGUUCAAAAAUAACUGGGUCUUACGACGUCCGACUUUGCUUAACUUCCUCAUGUGCAGUGAGAGUCCAUAUGAGGUGUAAGUUGAUGUGAGACCACAGUAGAGGUAAAUGGAUGUUUGGGAUUUAGAAAUUGGAAAAACUGAAACUGGAUAAAAUAGCUUCUCUACAGGAAAGAAUCGCACCACUCACGCAGGCAGCCGUAGCAAUCGCCCUGCUGUUUGACAUUGGCCCCGCAUGUAUCUUUCAGCCAGUCCCGGAAUAGCUCCUCAUCCUUCUUCAGCACUAGGAACUGACCCAGGACCACAUAAGCCUAUGAGAGUACACAAGUGAGAAUUGAGGGGGGGAAAAAAGAGAACAUGAACACACUAACCACUAGGUAAAAUUAAUAUACAAAACAAAGUUCCAUUAUCUCUUAUGUCCAUCGGCACAGCCAGAAGAGGACUGGCCACCCCUCAGAGCCUGGUUCCUCUAGGUUCCUUUCUUUUUAGAGAGUUUAACCCUAGUCACCAUGCCUAUCUGCAUUGUUUGCGCUUUGGGUUUUAAGCUGGGUUUCUGUAUAAGCACUUUGUGACAUCUGCUGAUGUCACAAAGUGGGCUUUAGAAAUAUAUUCAAUCGAUUGAUUAAAGUUCCAAAGUUAAGUAAACGCCGCAUCACCUUGUCGAAGCCCUUCUCCUCCAGUCUCUUGCCAAGCACCUCUCCAAUGCCAGCAAGUGCAUUGACUAACUUCUCCCCCAUGGGUUCUGCCACAAACUCUUUGUGUUUCUGGGAUGUUGACGACAUGGCUGCUUUCUGUCAGUGAUCACCUAGAGUACCUUCACACAAGGAACAGAAUAGAAAAUGAAGUAAUUCACUACAAUUGGAGGUUAUUGCACCUUUUAUCUACUGCUUUUGGUUUUAAACAGUUGAGGCACACUUGAUCUACACCAAUAUAUGGUGUUACUAGGUGUUUCUAACUAACGUAUAUUAAACAGGACAUACCGGGUGAACAUGACAAACAGCAGUGCCACAAUUUGCAUAAAACAUAUUGGGAGUGCCCUAGCAUGACCUCAGUGUCUUACAAGUUCCAAACUGAAACCAAAACCUUUCCAUGUUCUUUGUGGGAAACAAAUACUCCUUGUAUGCUAACUUGACCAGGACCACAGUGUAAUCCACACAAAGCUACAUUGUGAGUUUGCUAAUAUACAUAGCCACAGUAGGAGCACUAUUUUUGGAGCUCUAAAACUCCGCGACCAACAGCUUCACUUGAGCUAGCUAGUUAGCCAUUUAGCAAGCAAAAGUGUAACCAGCUAGCUUCUAACGAUAAAAAGCUUGCUACGUCAGAAAUAACUAGCUUCUAGCUACGUAGAAACGUGUUUGGAUCAGACAAUUGAACUGAAACUCACAUGACUAUUCAAUGUUUGCUAAUGGUGAUUGUGUGCUAGCUAACUAGCCUGAGCUGACGGAUCUAACGUGUGCGGUCUGCUUCUAUGGAUAUAUUAUAGCUAGUCUCCCGUGACACCAAUCAGAUUUAAAGCAAGCGUAGAAGUUUAGAAUAUUACAACUAUUCGAGUCGCGUAGUGGUGUAUAAGCUACCUUGUUUCUUGUCGUACGCGGUUUCGUGACCUUUUCCAACCACGAAGAGUAGACGGUAGUUACCGCACCGGUUGUGUAUGUGAUAAA